This is a messenger RNA of Solanum verrucosum, 1420 nucleotides long. RefSeq lists its product as uncharacterized. Bases 22 to 1383 code for a protein of 453 amino acids. NCBI's taxonomy places the organism in Eukaryota, Viridiplantae, Streptophyta, Magnoliopsida, Solanales, Solanaceae. Gene Ontology annotation, biological process: cell-cell adhesion. The record is from RefSeq and is a predicted model, not a curated record. The transcript has 2 exons.
AAAAUAAAAUAAAAUUGGAAGAUGGAAGAAUGGCUAAAGAUUUCAUUUGUAGCAGUUUCAAGUGUGAUUCUUGUUAUAAUUGUAAUCACAAUAAUUAAACGAAGAUGUUGUCCAGGAGGAGAUCAAUCAAAAAAACAAACUCAGAUUUCGAAACUUCAUCAUGUAAGUGUUCACGAUGUUACAAACAAAUAUUAUGUUGUUAAACAAGGUUUCAAUUGGUCUGAUCAUCCAUCACUUGUAACUGACGCGGUUGAAAAUGGAUGGUCAAGAUUUGCUUUCACAUCUUUUGCUCCAUCUUCAUCCAUUAGAUCAUCAGCUAGGUCCAUUUUAGGAUCAUGUGUUGGUGAAAAUGAUAUGAGUUGGGAAAUUUGUCAAGAUUCAUCUGAUUUUAUGCAGAAAAUUCGAUUCAAUUCUGGUGGUAUUCGAAAACUCAAUAAAAGCACUAAAUUUAUGUCAGCUUCCUCUGUUGUCAAAACUUGUUUGCCUUUACCAGGACCUCAUUUGGGAAAUUCAUCAUUUCCACAAGAAUCUUAUUUUGAGAUUACAAUUUUGCCUUGGAAUCAAGAUAAUAAUGUUCAAGUUAUGGGAAAGGUGAAAGAGGAUAAAUUAGAUUUGGAGAAAAUUAAGCUAAUUAGAGAGGAUUCUUCUAAUUCAAAGGCUAAUUCAGAGUCUUUGGUUCAUGUUACAAGUAGUAGCAGUAGUAAUCAUAGGGGAAAUGGACAUCAAAAAAUUCAAGAAUCAAAGGAGAAUUUGAAAAGUGAUGAGUUCAUUGUGUUGUCAAUUGGGCUAACAAGUGCUUGUGCUCUACCACUUAAACUUCCAGGCAGCUAUCAAGGUUCCAUUGGAUUUAACUCAAAUGGUUCUGUUUUUCUUGAUGGAAUGAAAUUGGUGUUUGAAUCACAAAGAGAAGAGUGGGGAAAACCAGAAAAAGUAAUUGGUUGUGGUUACAAUCCAAGCCAAAAGAAGGUGUUUUUCACAGUGGAUUCAUUGCUAGUACAUGAAAUUUUUUGCAAAACAGAAGAAUUUGGGAAUCCACUUUACCCAAUUUUAGCAUCAAAUGGUGACAUUUUAGUACUAGUAAAUCUUGGACAAAGUGUAUUCAAAUAUCCACCAGCAAAUCUACAUAGGACACCAAAUCCUUGCUUCAUUGGUCCAAUAAUGCAAAAUGAUUCACCAAUUCUUGGAUAUGAAGACAGCAAGGAACUUUUCUCAAUGGGUAGAAUUGAUGCACAAUGGCUUAAUAGAAGCAAUACAAGAAGUAAUAACAAUACUGUUAAUAGUUUGAAACAAGUAUUAGAUUAUGAUUUGGAGUCUGAAGGUGAUUUAUUUGAAAUUGUUUUAGAUAAUUGUAAUAGUUAUUCAAGAUCUCCUAACCCUUUGUAACAUAUUAUAAAAAAUAUCAAAUGUAACAUUAUAAUUU